Messenger RNA from Trichechus manatus latirostris (Florida manatee), 1062 nucleotides. Its product is annotated as zinc finger protein 699. Gene Ontology annotation, biological process: regulation of DNA-templated transcription. Lineage: Eukaryota; Metazoa; Chordata; Mammalia; Sirenia; Trichechidae. The transcript is spliced from 6 exons. Bases 55 to 603 code for a protein of 182 amino acids. The record is from RefSeq and is a predicted model, not a curated record.
AAAAGAGAAGCAUCUCUGCCAUUCCGGUAACGGGGAUACGUCCUCUCUGCGCUGAUGUCUGGUUUCGGAGUGUGCGCAGGGACAAGAACAUUCUACCUCUCGGGAGACAAGGUUGCUCCAGCUUCUGUGUAUGUUUGUGACAUGGAGAAAGAAAGAAUAGCUUCUGACUUACCGAAAAAUAUGACACAGGACUCAGUGGUCUUUGAGGAUGUGGCUGUGGACUUUACUCAAGAGGAGUGGGCUUUGUUGGAUCUUGCUCAGAGGAACCUCUACAGAGAUGUGAUGCUGGAAAACUUCCAGAACCUUGCCUCACUAGCAGGGUACCCGUUACACAUACCGCAUCUGAUCUCUCAGUGGGAACAAGAGGACCUGAAGAUAGUGAAGAGGGGACUUAUCCAGGACACCUGUACAGGGGAGCACCAGGAAGGCUUUGAGACUCAACUUAAAACUAGUGAAUCAAUUGCUCAGCAAGAUAUUUUUGGAGAAAAAAUAUCCAAAGUAAGAUUCAAAAGGAAUGAUUCCUGGUCCUCCAAUUUACAUGAAAACCAAGAAUUCCAUGGUAUUGAUUAUCAGAACAGUGACCAAGAGAGACAUUUGAGGUGAGUGGCAUUCGUAUAAGAUAAAGUAGUGUUUUAGGAGAGAAUCUUUUAAGUGUCAUGAAUUGAAAAAUACAUAAAUAUAUAAAUCUAGGUCAAAAAUUGUGAUGUCACCAGAAUUUUCACAAGAUAACGUGUCCAAAAAUGUGACUGAGAUAUUGAGUGUUUGACACUUAAUUUUCUUGCAAACAGUUAUCAGAAAAAUUCUGUAAGUCAGAAAGUUCGUAACAUUAUUGACUAUGGCAGAGCCCUCUGAGAACUUUCAGCUUAUAACUUGACAGGAAAGAAAAUACACACAUUUACUGAAAAUGGUAAAAAUUUAUUACUAAUAAUGUGCUUUUAUUUUUAAAAGAAGUCAUGUGGUGAAGAGAAUCUAUGAAUGUAAUGAAGGAAAUCAGUAUGGACAAGCCCUCAGCCAAAUUCCAAAUCUUAAUGUGGUCAAGAAAACUACUGGAGUAAAACCGUA